This is a messenger RNA of Argiope bruennichi, 1166 nucleotides long. It is a transcript of the gene Tcs3, whose product is annotated as probable tRNA N6-adenosine threonylcarbamoyltransferase. The record is from RefSeq and is a predicted model, not a curated record. Gene Ontology annotation, biological process: tRNA threonylcarbamoyladenosine modification. Lineage: Eukaryota; Metazoa; Arthropoda; Arachnida; Araneae; Araneidae. The transcript is spliced from 12 exons. Gene Ontology annotation, cellular component: cytoplasm; EKC/KEOPS complex. The coding region runs from base 93 to 1100 and encodes 335 amino acids.
UUCAUACAUUCAGCGUGGUCGACUAGCAGACAGAAUAAUUUUACAUCAAUAGCUAACUGAUUAUUUUAAUUUUGUGUUUUAAAAGCUUUAAAAUGACUAUAACUAUUGGAUUUGAAGGUAGUGCGAAUAAAUUAGGUAUUGGAAUUAUGAAAGAUGGUGAAGUUCUUGCUAAUCGCAGAGCAACAUAUGUAACUCUUCCCGGCGAAGGCUUUCUUCCUAGGGACACUGCUCGUCAUCAUCAGGCUCGUAUACUAGAUUUAGUACAGCAUGCACUGGAAGAUGCAAAUAUUAAAGGAACUGAUGUUGAUGCAGUUUGUUACACAAAAGGUCCUGGAAUAGCAGCACCCUUGGUAUCUGUAGCUAUAGUUGCUCGCACACUUGCUCAGUUAUGGAAUAAACCCAUUAUUGGAGUAAAUCAUUGCAUUGGUCACAUUGAAAUGGGUCGAUUAGUAACAGGUGCAGAUAAUCCAAUAAUUUUGUAUGUCAGUGGAGGAAAUACGCAGAUUAUUGCUUACAAUCAAAGACGCUACAGGAUAUUUGGGGAAACAAUCGAUAUAGCUGUUGGCAAUUGUUUAGAUAGGUUUGCAAGAGUUCUUAAGCUCUCGAAUGAUCCCAGUCCAGGAUACAAUAUUGAACAGUUAGCUAAACAAGGGAAGAAAUUUAUUCCAUUACCAUAUUGUGUUAAAGGCAUGGAUAUAUCAUUUUCUGGUUUACUUUCAUUCAUAGAGGAGAGGGCUAAUACACUUUUGGCAUCAAAUCAUUGCACAAAAGAAGAUUUAUGUUUUUCUUUGCAAGAAACUGUGUUUGCAAUGCUAGUUGAAAUAACAGAACGUGCCAUGGCUCAUUGUGGAUCUAAUGAAGUUUUAAUAGUUGGAGGUGUUGGAUGCAAUGAAAGAUUACAAGAAAUGAUGCAAAUAAUGGCAGAAGAAAGAGGGGCAAAGUUAUUUGCAACUGAUGAAAGGUUUUGUAUCGACAAUGGGGCAAUGAUUGCACAAGCAGGGUGGGAAAUGUUUCGAUCGGGUCAAAUAACAGAUUUUGAAGAUUCUACAUGUACCCAGAGGUUUCGCACUGAUGAUGUUGAAAUAACCUGGCGUGACUAAUGACGACUCAUCUGAAUAUAAUAUUGUAUAUAUUUUAAUUAUUAUUAAAAGUUUUUAUUUUAUUUA